This is a messenger RNA of Mirounga angustirostris (Northern elephant seal), 4868 nucleotides long. Its product is annotated as stimulated by retinoic acid gene 6 protein-like. Gene Ontology annotation, cellular component: plasma membrane. Gene Ontology annotation, biological process: vitamin A import into cell. The transcript has 19 exons. The record is from RefSeq and is a predicted model, not a curated record. Gene Ontology annotation, molecular function: signaling receptor activity; retinol transmembrane transporter activity. The coding region runs from base 243 to 2129 and encodes 628 amino acids. Lineage: Eukaryota; Metazoa; Chordata; Mammalia; Carnivora; Phocidae.
GCGCGGGGCAGCGCGCGGGCGCCGGGCAGCGCUCCGGCCGGCACGGACCGCACUCGGGGCGCCGGCCGCCGGUGGCGCGGAGCCCGAGGCCUGGGGCCAGCGGCGGCGGCAGCAGGAGCAGCAGCAGCGGGAAGAGCGAGGAGAACUGGGCAGAACACCAGAAUAUCAGAAGCAGUCAAUAACCAAGAGGCUGGAGAAGCUCGAAGCACAGCCCCGAGAAGCAGAUUGUUCACUGGGGCCACAUGCACCGCUUCCCCGCUGAGAUGCUUUCCACAACCUCGAGAACCAGGCGGCUGAAUGGCACCUGUGUCAGCUCGGUGGACCUGGAGCUCUUCCUCCAUUACUCCCUCAUCCCAUCACUUUUCAUCAUUUUGGUCUUGUCCUUUCUCCAAAGGCGAGAGCACCGUAAACAGAGAGACGACACUUCUCACCUCCUGGGGAACCGCUUUGAAAUCAUCAUACCUCUGGACUUGGUGGGCACCUUUAGUAACCGAUGGUCCUAUGGACUCGCCUUUGGGGCCACAGCCAAUAAGGUCAUGUUCUUGUUCUCGGAAGGCUACCAGCCCUUGCAGAUCCCACAGUGGGCCCAAGCCUUUGUACUGCUGAUCGGAGGCAUAGAAGUCGGCCUGUCCCACUUCCCCUUCUUUGCCUGCCUCUCGUCGGAGUUCCGGCUGCUCAGCUCCAUCCUCGGCUUCAGCUACUCUCUGAUCUGGUUUGCUGUCACUGUCCUUUACAUCACAGAGUGUCCCCAUGGGCAGUUUCUGGGGAGGUACGAGACGGUCCUGUUCUACUGGCCCUCCCUGCUGUGCCUGGCCUUCCUGCUGGGCCGCUUCCUGCAUAUGUUUGUCAAGUCUCUGAGGGUCCACCUGGGCUGGGAGCUGCAGAUGGAAGAAAAGCCUUUCCUGGAAGUUCACCAGGCACAGCAUGUCAAACGUCUCCUGAGGAAGCCCCCCUUGCAGGAGACUAAAAAGUCCUGGUUCCAAACCAGAAUCUAUGAGUGGGACCCCUGCUUUCAGUUCCCAAGCAGAAUGAUUGGAACCACCGUGUUGGCUUUCAUAUGCCUGUACCUUUUCAUUGUCAUUGAGUUCUGCAUGUUCGUGUAUGUGAGAGAUGAGCUGGAUGUGUUUGAAGGGGAGCUGGAGAGCUAUAUCACCUCCGUGAACCAGACGGGAACCCUGACCCCAGUCAUCCUGCAGGUGAAAGAGCUGAUGAGCGUCACCAAAGGAGUCUGGCUGGUGACCAUCUUGUCCGCCUCCCUCACGUGUGUGAGCUAUCUGUUCCACAUACUGGCCUGUUACAGAAAGCACAUGAAGAGGUUGUGGGCAGGAAAUAAACACUUCCUCCCUUUGAAGUUCCAUAAUCCUUCCUCGGCAGAGAGUGUGGUGGCCAUUGCAAGGUACUCUGGCUGGCAAAUAGCCUACAUUCUGUGGGGCUACCUCAUCAUCCACGUGGUGCAGAGCCUGUGUGGCAUGCUGAUCAUGUACAGCCUGGUGCUGCCUGUCAUCCACAACCAGGGCCUGGAGAUGCUCCAAGGACUGGGCAUCGGGACCCUCACCCUAUCCAUCGUCCUGGGUCUCAUGAUCCUGCAGGUGUGGAUCGCCGCCACCUUCUUCCUACAGCCAAAGAUGAGCGCGGCUGACAGGCAGAAACCUUUGGCUCUCAACAACAGGAAAGUGUUCCACAACUUCAACUACUUUCUGUUCUUCUACAACGUGCUGCUGGGCCUGGGCGCCUGUCUCUCCAGGCUGCUCAUCAGCUGCAUCCUGGGCACGUGGCUGAUCGCACGCAUCGACAGGACCAUCAUGCAGAAUGGCUAUGAGGGGGCGGACAUGGGGUUCAGUGCCUGGAUUGGAAUGCUCUAUGUGGAUCAUUAUCAUACCAACCCUGUGCUCGUCAGCUUUUGUAACAUCCUGAUCACAGGGCAAAGGGAGAGGAGGCUGCAGCGGGCCAUCAAAUACUGGUACCUAAAUCAGGCAGCAGGUUCCCGAAUCUCAAUGAGGUCCAGGACAAGGUGGUUCCUGUUACACACCCUGGUCAACAAUCCCAGACUAGUCAUGCUCAGAAAAUCAAGAUCAGGUCAUGGCUCCCAGGACUUUACCCAGAUCCUGUUGACAUGCUCAGACAGCUGACGGUAACCUCCCAACACAGCUACAAGGCCAUUCCAGGACGACUGCCCCUGUGACAAGGCCCAGGCUACCCAGCUGCUGUCCCCUGCAGUGUGAGAGGGGACGCAGUUCCCGUCUACUGCACACAGCACCGGGCGCUCAUGGGAUGGCACCUGAGCUGAACCAUGAAGUCUCAGGUCUAAUAAUCCACUCCCUUGGUAAAAAGAUCAAGAACUAAAAAGAAUUUCUGUUGAACAAUCUUUUCUCAAUAACAAUUUCCACUAUCCAUGGUUAGGAGGUAGCAUUGGGGAGUUCGGUGUGGACAAGCACUUAGUUUGACCACAGGAUAGAACUUCGCGUCACUGAAGAAGGUGGUAAAAUGUACACCAGGAGAGCUUAACUGUUAGACAUAGUUUUUGUCUGGAAGAAAGUAUGGCUUUAAUCCAACGGGAUCCUUGUUGCUUCCCCCUUUCCAGGCCUUCUGGUGGUGGGAGAGAAGGACAUCCAUGUCCCCAGCCGCUAAUCUGGUAGGGUGAGCAUGCACACGUUGGGCUGUCCCUGCCAUUGCCGCUGGGAUGAGGAGCAGAUCAGAACUGAUCUGGGCCUUGGUCACAAAGAAGAUCUACAGAUCUGACAAGGAGGGUAUCCCCUGGGAAGGCUGCCUAUCUGUGGAGGCAGAGAUGGGAGUGGGCAGGCAUUCUAGUUGGGGCCAAGAGCAAAGGUGUGGGAGCAGGAGAGCCUCAGGCAUGUUUGAGGAGGAGAGGCCUCUGGUAUUUGCAGGGCAGGGUAUUGGGGGCUGUUUAGACCACCCAUGGAGGCCCAGAUGCCAGGCUGGGAAGCCUGGACAUUUCUCUUUGUGCAGAGAGCCCAGUACUUACCCUGAGUCUUCACACCCACGCAUAAGGUCCCUGAUGGCUCGGGACUCAUGCAAAGUGACCAGAGUCACUCGUGAAGCCUGUGCGGUGCCAGGAGGACCUACCAACAGGGUGAGGAAAUUCCCCAUCCACCUCACAAAUCCCAGAGCCACUGAAAUUCAGUAAUCAUUAUUGAGCAUCUACUGUAAACCUAGUCCUGUGGCUAGAUGUGUUUGCCAGACUUAUCUCUUUUAAUUUAACCUUUGCAACCUCCAAACUUUGUCAUUCUGCUUUCAGAAACUGAGACAACUGGGACUAGAGUGUUGGGGUCCCCGCACUACCACUUGUAGCUACGGGAUACCAGCUAAAUGACUCUGUCUUUCUGUGCUGUUUUUUCCUUACAAAUAAAAAGGGUAAUGCCUACAACACCCCAAAUUAUUUUGAGGAUAAAAUGAGCUAAUACACAGCGGACUUAGGUCAGUUGUCCAGGGUGUGAGGUUAGGGAACCUUGGGAGAAAUGGGGUGAGGGGACAAUGGCCUCACUGACCUUGUCCUUGACCCUGGCAGGAGAGGAUCUCCAAGUUGGCCACCUUGGAGAUGACCCCCCAGGAAGCCCAGAAGCUAGUACCUGCUACGUCCUACACUCAAUAAAUAUCAGUUAUUUUUAUUUGCAAUGUUGAUACUUUGUGGUGAUCUGAUUAAUGUCUGUUUACCUCUCAGGAUGCUCUCAGCUGGGAGAAAGGAGCCAAGGAUGGUCUCCCCUCAGCUAGUUGCCUUGCAAAUCAUGGCUGAUUUUCCUUGGGACCUACACUCACCAGCCCUAUUUGCUUCUAGACCUACUAGUAGACUCUGCCCCAGAAGUCAUCUUGGCCAGCAAGGGAGAGUGUAGGGGUCUGCCCAUGGCUAAGUAGAUGGACCCUAAGCCUGGCAAAGCAGAAGCCAUCCGUGAUCUCUCAGGCUAGGGCCUCUAGGAAAUGUCUGUCUUAAAAAGAAUUGUAUGAGGAGGUGCAGGAAAGCUGGAGAUCCUCGUGCAUAGUAACGUAAAUGUUUGUGGAACAAGGCCCAGCUGUUCCCUUGAAAGGGACCUCACAAAUCUUUGCCCUGCACAAGAAGCAAGUAGGAAAAGGAGCAUGGGGGUCAUGGGCAAGGCUCCCAGGAGGAUUCUAACAUAGGUCAAGAGGACACACAGAGCCCCUAGAGGGAGACUGAGGCUGGAAAGUCUUGGGACUUCGUCCAUUUGCAAAUUAUCUUCCUCUGGUCUUGCCCUUCCCAUGUGCAAGGUUUGAUCGCUUGACAUUUAUUCCUCUACUUAGUGCUGAUGCAACUACAAGUCCCAGACGCAGGACUGGUCAGUGGUGGAGCUGGAAUUUCACUCCCCAGGACUAUGCUUAGUCUGCAGUUUUACCUUCAGGCCGAGGGUUCAGCUACUGCCAAGCCUGGACACACACUCAGCCCUGAGCUUCUUGAUGGCCAGUUCUUUUUGGCCUUGAAUGUUCUGCUGGCCAAACAGGACUGGCGCUCCCAUGGCAGGACCAAGCAUAGCUACAGGACGGAGUGGCACCCAGGAGCCCACCAGGAGCCACACCUCCGGUGUCCCUCCCAGUGCCUGCCCAGCAGCCGGAGUCCAGUUGUCCCAGCGGUCACCAUGCAGUGAGGCUUUGGUCAGCCGGGAGAGUCCUGGCCAAAGACUCUCUGGACCAGCCACCAGGGAGAGUCUGUAUCCGCUCUUACUCAACUACUCCCUGGGCUCACCUCUCAUCCUCCCUGAGCCACUCCGUAUCCUGGAAUCCGGCCUCAGCCUGCUCCUCAGGCUCAAGGUCGUGAUGAUUUGCAGCCAUGUGGAGCAGCUGGAUCUCCCUCAUUACUUUGUAUUCCUGGGGCCAGAGGGAAGGACAGAUGCAGACAGUGC